GGUUUUGUUUGGCCAUUUCACGCCCAAUCUUUUGUAUAAUUGAAAUAGAAAUAGAAUGUUUAGAUGAGUGCUCCAUGAUCCAUCCAUGGUAGGAAUAGAAUAACAAGUUAGAGAGAGAAAGAAAGUAGAGAGAGAGUGUGUGUAGUACUAAAUAUUUUUGGCAGAUAAAACAAAGCUUGCAUGAAAGCUAUAUCUCAUUGGUCACUGCCGUGUAGUUCCAUUACACCUGUACGCAGACCUCGCAUUCUCUCUCCUUUUUCACUCUCUCUCUCUCUCUCUCUCUCUCUCUCUCUCCUCUCUGCUUCAAAUUCUACCGACAUGGCUCCUAUCUAAUGGGCUCUCUCUCCUUAAGUGCAGCACCGGAUUUUACUAUUGGGGACUAGAUUGAACAAUCGAAUAUAAGUUAGUUGUAACUUGAAGGGUAUCUAUGACCAUGCACACUGUAUAUUUCAAAGAACAUGAAGGAAUUGUCCCAAAUCCCUUUGGGCCAUUGUCAUCGGUCCCGGUGCCUUGGUGGAGUGGACUUGGAUCUCCAUCGGCUCAUGGUGAAUCUUAUGGCCAAUUGAAGUCUUCAUCCAUGGCUGCAAGUGGAGACCAACUCACUGCCACCAAACAAGCGGAGCGGGGAACAGAGCAAGCGGUGGAAAAGGCAACUCAAUUUACUUUUCUUUCUGUUUCUCAUUCAGGUGAUAGCAAAAGUUCAUUGAACAGGCAAAAACCUCUGCAACUCCAGGCAGCCAUCUCUGUGCAAUCAUCUCCACCAGAAUAUCGAGGUCAUUUCGAGCUAGGAUUUAGUCAACCUGUGAUCUGUGCAACAUAUCCUUAUGGGGAUCAAUGCUAUGGAGUAUUCUCGACUUUUGGGCCUAUGGGCCGCAUUAUGUUGACCACUGAUGAUGGACCGAUAUAUGUCAACGCUAAGCAGUAUCAUGGAAUAAUCAGGCGCCGACAGUCCCGUGCAAAGGCAGAAUUGGAUAAUAAAGUGCUAAAAUCUCGUAAGCCAUACUUGCACUUGUCACGCCAUCUCCAUGCCAUGCGCCGACCUAGGGGCUGUGGUGGCCGCUUUCUGAACACAAAGACAUUGAACAGUGGUAAGGAUGGAACUGACACAAAAAAGAUGGGAGAUGGACAACUUUCUCAGUCCACUGGAUCUCAGAAUUCUGAAGUUCUGCAAACUGAUAGAGGAAAUAUGAACUCACCAAAGGAAGCAAAUGGAAGCAGGUCAAAUCUUUCUGGUUCAGAGGUGACUAGUAUGUACUCAAGGGGAGAUUUUGGUCAAUUCCGAAUCAGUCAUCUCCAGCCAUCUGUCUACUCUCUGUGUGAUAUGAUGAAUGCUGGGCAUGGUAUUGCUAUGGCCAGUAAAUGGGUUGCAGCGGCAGAUAGCUGCUGCAACCUCAAAGUUUGACAGCAAGGGGAGGGUGGGGCUGGUGUCAAGUUGUUGACACCAAACCCCAUCCUUGCUGCAACCAAAUGGAGAAGCUCUGUCGCAUUUUCUGUUAUGGAUAUUGCGACUGGUUUCGGUUCAAAGGAUGGUCCCACCACCAUUUGGUUGCUGUCAAAAGGCAAAUCAUUCUUGGCUCUGCUGCAUUAAGGUUGUCUUUGUCAUUCCAUGCAAUCCUGCAUUCUUGGGGUGUUUAGAGAUGCUUGAGCCUUAAUGCAGUUUUAAAAAAAACUGGACAAGCUGAUAAAUGGGUUUGUUCCCAUUUCUUAAAUAAGACCAUAAAGGUCUGCAUCUCGUGUUUGUGAUAUAGAAAGAUGUUGAAAGUAUGGUGUUGUUGAAGUUUGGUGUAUACAGUCUGGAUUUCGAACCUUUGGUGAUGUAAUGUAUCUCUGUUGCUGUCAAAAGGCAAAUCAUUCUUGGCUCUGCUGCAUUAAGGUUGUCUUUGUCAUUCCAUGCAAUCCUGCAUUCUUGGGGUGGUUAGAGAUGCUUGAGCCUUAAUGCAGUUUUAGAAAAAAAAAAGCUGGACAAGCUUAUAAAUGGGUUUGUUCCCAAUACUUAAAUAAGACUAUAAAGGUCUGCAUCUCGUGUUUGUGAUAUAGAAAAAUGAUGGAAGUGUGGUGGUGUUGAAGUUUGGUGUGUACAGUCUGGAUUUCGAACCUUUGGUGAAGUAUUGCAUCUUUCGACUUGUUAGUUUUAUCAUCUCUAA
This is a messenger RNA of Cornus florida, 2144 nucleotides long. RefSeq names its product nuclear transcription factor Y subunit A-10-like. Bases 428 to 1402 code for a protein of 324 amino acids. Gene Ontology annotation, cellular component: CCAAT-binding factor complex. The record is from RefSeq and is a predicted model, not a curated record. Gene Ontology annotation, biological process: regulation of transcription by RNA polymerase II. Gene Ontology annotation, molecular function: RNA polymerase II cis-regulatory region sequence-specific DNA binding; DNA-binding transcription factor activity, RNA polymerase II-specific. The transcript has 6 exons. Lineage: Eukaryota; Viridiplantae; Streptophyta; Magnoliopsida; Cornales; Cornaceae.